Molecule: messenger RNA, 1117 nt
Organism: Culicoides brevitarsis
Lineage: Eukaryota; Metazoa; Arthropoda; Insecta; Diptera; Ceratopogonidae
Gene: Daao1
Product: D-aspartate oxidase
Exons: 2
Coding region: 58-1071 (337 amino acids)
Biological process (GO): D-amino acid catabolic process
Cellular component (GO): cytoplasm
Molecular function (GO): FAD binding; D-amino-acid oxidase activity
Source: RefSeq, a predicted model, not a curated record
UGAGAUGACACUUUAUCAGCUGACUCAAUUUAGUCAAAAAUUUCGUGUGACAGAAAAAUGAAUCUUUGUGUUGUUGGAGGUGGAGUUGUUGGACUCACGACAGCUUUGGAGCUGCAGAAAGAGUUCCGAAAUGCCAAUAUCACGAUUGUAGCGGAAAAAUUGCUGAAAGACACCACGAGUGACGUUGCUGCGGGCAUUUUUCGACCUGGAUUGAGCUUUUCGGGACCGACAGAGGAGAUAACGAGCAAAUGGUUAUAUGACGCCUAUCAUCAUUGGGAUGCAAUUCGGAACAGUUCGGAUGCAAGUCUCGCUGGCGUGACUGAAUUAUCCGGGUAUAUUUUCUCAAACCGGGGAAAGGCAAUCACCAAAAAUCAUUUUAUGGAGAAACUUUGUCCGAAAUAUCGCGAUGUCACGGAGGAAGAAUUGGAAUUAUGUGCUGGCGAUUGGAAAUUUGGAUCAUUUUUCACCACGUUGCUCACUGAUUGCAGUCUUUACUUGCCCUACGCCCUUCAAAAGUUCAAAAAUCACGGAGGAUUGAUGCAACAAACGAAACUCGAGUCAUUUUCCGAGUUGAAGGACAAAAAUUACGACGUAAUUGUCAAUUGCACGGGUCUCGGAUCGAAAUAUCUCUGCAACGAUUACAAACUUGUGCCGAUUCGCGGACAAGUUUUCAAAGUUCAAGCGCCUUGGGUGAAAAUGGCCUUUUUCGGAGACUACGAUACGUACAUUAUUCCCGGUUUUCGUAGCGUCACGCUCGGCGGUUGUCGCAAUUUUGACAGUUAUGACGAUUCGUGGUCCAAAUACGAUUCCGCUGCCAUCAGGGAACGUUGCGAAGGGAUGUUACCGAGUCUGAAAAAGGCAAAAGUCGUGGCAGAACGAGUUGGAUUGCGACCACAUCGGGAUCCAGUAAGAGUAGAAAUUGAAUUUAAAUCCGAAACGAGCGACGGAAAGCUACAAAAAAUCGUUCACAAUUACGGACAUGGCGGAUAUGGAGUUUUGAGUGCACCGGGAACGUCAAUUCACGCGGUAAAAUUAGUCGGAGAUGUGCUCAAAGGGCAUAGUAAACUUUAAACAAGAGUGUUCUUUUUAAAUAAAAUUGAUUAAUGAAAUAAAAUAA